UUGCCUCCCUCCGCCCCCGCGCGCGCGCGCACGUUGGUUGCGUUCCCGAAACCGAAAUUUAAGUGGAGGAGGAGCAGACAAAGCGAGGGAGCAGACGGAGGGAAGGCGAGGCGGCGUCGCGCAAUUCCCUUUCGGCGUUUCGCCCUCCUCCCCGCCCUCUUCGUCGGCGCCGCUGCCUUCCCCGGUACCAGGAACCCGAGGCGGAGAAGAGCGAAGGAGGUAGAUGGCCGCGUGGUGCUCCAUGGGUCUCGCAGCGGCGGCCCUGCUGCUCGUGGGCAUCGCCAUGCCGGUCUCCUUCGCCGCCGCCGCCGCGCACGCGCAGCCGCCGGCCCCACCACCCACCAGCGACGGCACAUCAAUUGACCAGGGGAUCGCGUACGUGCUGAUGCUGAUUGCCCUUGUGCUCACAUACCUCAUUCAUCCACUCGAUGCGGCCUCUCCAUACAAGCUCUUCUGAUCCUAAUCGUGGAUGUACCAGACUAUCGAUCAGUAGACCCAUCUAUGUUCGCAUGAAUUUAGGCGAGGUUGAGGUGUUGUAAUUUCGUAUGCACGGCAGAUGGCUACGAACAAGAGUGCUGGUGGUUCUCACCGGCACGAUUCUGUCGUUCUGAUGAGAUCGAUGCCCAUUCCUUGUUCUUGCUAUGCCAGAUUCUAUAUAUGUUUCACUGGCUCGUGUUGGCCUGUUGCAUCCGCUA
Setaria italica (foxtail millet) is the source of this 695-nucleotide messenger RNA. Its product is annotated as arabinogalactan peptide 16. The record is from RefSeq and is a predicted model, not a curated record. The transcript is spliced from 2 exons. The coding region runs from base 224 to 457 and encodes 77 amino acids. Lineage: Eukaryota; Viridiplantae; Streptophyta; Magnoliopsida; Poales; Poaceae.